AUGGACUCUUGCUGUGUGCCGACUAACGGCCUGCUCGUCCUUGUCCAGCAAUGGUACAAUGGCCUGGGUCCGGCGGAUCAGUACACCCUGCACGGCCUGUGGCCGGAUACCUGCACGGGUGGACUGACUCCCAGCAGCGGCUGUGAUGCGAGCCGCGUCUACUCGAACGUCGGCACCAUCAUUCAGAACUACAAUCCCACUCUCUACAACCAAAUGAGCAUGUACUGGCCGUCAUACACUGGCGACAACAACAGCUUCUGGUCCCACGAGUGGAGCAAGCACGGCACAUGCGUCACCACUCUUGACCCAAGCUGCUACACGUCCUACACACAGUACCAGGAUGUCAACGACUACUUUGCCCAGGUUCUGGGCCUGCGCAGCAAGUAUGACUACUAUACUGCGCUGAAGAACCGUGGCAUUGUGCCAACCACGGGCAAGACCUUCACUGCCGCUGCGUUCAAGGCUGCGAUCAAGGCCGAGCUGGGAAUUGACGUCGUGCUCAAGUGCUCGAGCGGCACCUUGAGCGAGAUCUGGACCUGGUUCAACGUGCAGAACAAGAGCACCUACGUCCCCACCUCGACCUGGGUCAGCGAUACCUGCACUACCUUCACCUACCCGCCCAAGUACUAG
Molecule: messenger RNA, 630 nt
Organism: Linderina pennispora
Lineage: Eukaryota; Fungi; Kickxellomycota; Kickxellomycetes; Kickxellales; Kickxellaceae
Product: ribonuclease T2
Exons: 1
Coding region: 1-630 (209 amino acids)
Biological process (GO): RNA catabolic process
Cellular component (GO): extracellular region
Molecular function (GO): ribonuclease T2 activity; RNA binding
Source: RefSeq, a predicted model, not a curated record